This is a messenger RNA of Stegostoma tigrinum, 6976 nucleotides long. It is a transcript of the gene itga1, whose product is annotated as integrin, alpha 1. The transcript is spliced from 31 exons. The record is from RefSeq and is a predicted model, not a curated record. NCBI's taxonomy places the organism in Eukaryota, Metazoa, Chordata, Chondrichthyes, Orectolobiformes, Stegostomatidae. Gene Ontology annotation, biological process: cell-cell adhesion; integrin-mediated signaling pathway; cell-matrix adhesion. Gene Ontology annotation, cellular component: external side of plasma membrane; integrin complex. Gene Ontology annotation, molecular function: integrin binding. Bases 279 to 3860 code for a protein of 1193 amino acids.
UUUAAUGCUACUCUACCCUGCAGCCGCGGGCAGUUUCCAAUCCGUCCAAAAGCCUGCUUCGUCAUCAAUCCAAAUGUAGAAUGUGUGGAGUCGAGUUUUAUCCUCUGUCAUUUCAGCCAAACAGGAAAUGCCUGGAGAUUUCCUCAUAGUUCCAUCGCUAACUGCCACUGAACUUUCAGAACUUGUCACUGGAACAAGUUGAGUUCAGACGGAUCACUUCUCCCUGUCUCAGGUCAAAAACGCUGUUUCCCUGUUCUUUGGGCUCUGAAAAUUCAACCAUGCUCUCGAAGGUCCACAUCACAGCUUUUAUCCUGGUAGUAGGUAUAUUGCAACUGGCCAGAUCAUUCAAUGUUGAUGUGAAAAAUCCGAUGGUAUUUACUGGUUCCCAAAGAGAUAUGUUUGGAUAUGCUGUUAAACAAUUUGAAAAUAAUGAAGGGAAAUGGCUUCUUAUUGGCUCUCCCUGGGAAGGGCAACCCAUAAACCGAACUGGUGAUGUCUACAAAUGUCCAACAUUCAAGACCAGCAAUCCAGAAUGCAUGAAGCUAAACUUAGCUGAGUUUUUAACUGUUCCUGAAAUCACUGAAGUUAAAGAGAAUAUGACUUUGGGGAUGUCAUUGACACUAAAUCCAAAAGCAGGCUUUCUGACGUGUGGGCCACUUUAUUCUUACAAGUGUGGAGGUCUAUAUUAUACAGCUGGUGCCUGUUUGAAUGUAAGCUCCACUUUCCAAGCUAUAAACACAAUAGCGCCUACAGUGAAAGCUUGCAAGUCACGACUUGAUAUUGUGAUUGUACUUGAUGGUUCCAACAGCAUAUAUCCUUGGACAAGUGUUAACAACUUCCUUAUAAAAUUACUGGAAAAAAUUGAAAUUGGACCUCAGCAAACCCAGGUUGGAAUUAUGCAAUAUGGCCAUAAAGUCACACAUGAAGUCAGUCUCAACCAGUACAACACAACAGAAGAUCUUGUGGAAGCUGCUAAAAAGAUAAAGCAGUGGGGUGGAAAUGAGACAAAGACGGCACUUGGAAUUGAGUAUGCCAGGACAGAGGAAUUCAGUGAAGCACGAGGAAUGCGAAAAGGAGUUUCGAAGGUGAUGGUUGUGGUAACUGAUGGUGAAUCACAUGACAGCUACAAUCUACAGAAUGUAAUCGAAAAAUGUGAAAACGAUAAAAUUCGGAGGUUUGCUAUUGCGGUGCUUGGCAGCUACAACAGAGGAAAUCAGAGUGCUGAAAGGUUUCUAAAAGAAAUAGAGUUUAUCGCAAGUUCACCUAAAGAUAAACAUUUUUUCAAUGUAUCAGAUGAAAAAGCAUUGGUGACGAUAGCCGAAGCCCUUGGAGAGCAAAUCUUUGCUUUGGAAGCAACUAGUGACCAGCAAGCUGCCUCUUUUGAGAUGGAAAUGUCACAAGCUGGGUUCAGUUCACAUCACACAAAGGAUAGCAUCAUGUUAGGAGCAGUUGGAGCUUACGAUUGGAAUGGAACAGUGCUUUUACUAAAGAACAAUGAUGCGGUUAUCCCACACAAUGAGGCAUUUUUGGACAAAUCAAAAGAAGUUAAUGAACCUCUUGCUGGAUAUUUAGGUUACUCCCUGAGCUCUGUCUCAGUUCCUGGGGAUGUGUGGUAUGUUGCUGGGCAACCUCGAUAUAAUCAUACCGGACAAGUUAUUAUUUAUACUUCAAAGGGAAAGAAAACAAGCAUUGUACAGACUCUUAAAGGAGAACAGAUUGGUUCAUAUUUUGGCAGCACUGUGUGUGCUAUUGACAUCGAUAAAGAUUCGUUAACUGAUAUUCUUCUUGUUGGAGCUCCUAUGUACAUGGGAACUGAGAAAGAAGAGCAAGGAAGAGUUUAUGUUUACAAUCUGAAAGAGAAUGAGUUUCGAUACGAAAUGAUCCUUGAGCCAUUGAAGCAGAAGUGUAGUUGUCAUUCUGCCUCAGGUCUCCAUGCUGGGAAAUUCAAUGAGGUUACGACCGAUGAUCGGAAAUGCCCCCAACUCUUGAAACAACCAUGUGGUUCUCGUUUUGGUACAGCUAUAACUGCAGUUUCAGAUCUCAACCUGGAUAACUACAAUGAUGUUGUCAUUGGGGCACCUUUAGAAGACAGCCAUAAGGGUGCAGUCUACAUCUUCCAAGGAUCUGGUACAACCAUUAACAAAAAACAUUCACAGCGCAUCUCUGCAUCUGCACCAGAUGUUCAUUUCAAUUACUUUGGCCAAUCGAUCGAUGGGCAAAUGGAUUUAAAUGAUGACGGUCUAGUCGAUAUUACAGUUGGAGCACUAGGUGGUGCUGCCCUCUUCUGGUCCCGUGACAUAGUGCAGGUCAGGAUAACCAGACUGAAAUUUCAACCCAACAAGAUCAAUAUCCAGAACAAGAAUUGUGCAAUUGAUGAGAAACCAACAGUGUGCAUUACAGCAGAGCUUUGUUUCAAUGUUAGCCUGAAGUCUGGUAAAAAGCCGUCACAACCAAUUGUUCUUGAAUACAGCAUUGUAAUAGACUCUGCACGUCGUAUCUCCCGAGGACACUUUAAUGAAACACAUGAAAGAAAUAUCCAAAGAAAUAUCACUGUACCUUUGUAUAGCUGUGUCAAACACACCUUCUACAUGUUGGAUGCUCCAGAUUUUCUAAACCCCGUGGAAUUUCUGGUGGUGUUUGCGUUAUCAAAUCCAGAGGAUGGACCAGUUUUAGAUGCCAGUUUACCAAAUAAAAAGAAAGCUUUGGUAUCUUUCACAAAGGAUUGUGGAGAAGAUGAAGAGUGCAUCAAUGACCUGACACUUAGUGCACAUGCAGACCUGAAGGGUAACAGAAUGAAACCUCACAUCGUUCGAUCUAAUCAGAAGAAAUUCAGUCUGGCGAUUAACUUAAUAAACCAAAAGGAAAAUGCCUACAACUCAAGAAUAACUGUGACCUUUUCUAAAAAUAUAUAUUUCACUGGAGUUGAGCAAAAUGAUGAUUGCGUGCCAUCAGAAUCCAGCAAUGUGACAUGUAAAGUGGGAUAUCCCUUUCUCACACCUGGAGCAGAGGUUUCUUUUAAGAUGAAAUUUGAGUUUAACAGCUCUCAUCUCCUCGAUGAUGUUCACUUACACCUGGAGGCAACAAGUGACAGCAGUGAACAAAAUGAAACAUUGAGUGACAAUGAAGUCACCAUCUCAGUUCCAGUAUUGUAUGAAGCUGGGCUUCUCUUUUCAAGAACUAUAAAGGAUGACCAUUUUAAGAUAGCAGCCAAUGAGACGAUUCCUGAUGUUAUUAACAGCAUAGAGGAAAUUGGUGAUGCAGCAGACAUCACUUAUACGAUCUACAAUGACAGGGUCUUUCCAAUUGCCCUCCUUAGGAUGACUAUAAUGUUCCCAUACGUCUCUCCUGAGAACAAUACCCUUCUAUAUUUGACAGGGAUUACAUUUUCUUCAAGCAAUACAAUCAGUUGCCAUGACUCUCAAUUCAUGGAUCCCCUGAAGAUACAAGGUAAAAACCCUCACAAACCAUCUCCAGCAGAAGAAAACCUCAUCAACUCAAUCGGGAUAUGUGAAAAUAAUGCAGGAUGUGCUGAUUUCUCCUGUACUAUAUAUCCAUCAAGUCUGGUUGAAUUUAAUAUGUCAUUAAGAAUAUGGAAACCUUCUUUUAUUAAAGCAAAAUUUAAUUCAAUAGGCCUAAAUAUAACUGCUACACUCACAAUUGAAGAAUCGCCACUGGUGGUACUGAACAAAGCAAUGGAAAGAACAACAGUGACUUUAACUGUAUCAAAAGAAUCUCGUGGAGGUGUCCCAAUCUGGGUGAUUAUACUCAGUGUUCUUGCUGGCCUGCUGCUUCUUGCACUUGUAAUAUUUGCACUGUGGAAGGCUGGAUUUUUCAGAAGACCUUUAAAAGAAAAGAUGUGAGAAGUUCACAAACCUGUCUGAGAAGCACAGUAGAAAACAAAGCCUUUAAUAUCACAACAAUCCAUCAAUAUUAUGGAAGACAAUAAAAGUUGUAAAAUUAUGUUCAUGAAAGUAAUUUACAGUGUCUUGCAUGAGAAAAAUGUUAUCCAAACUAUUCAUUUGUUAAUAUGUUGUAUAUAUUUAACAUUUUUUUAAAAUGCUAAAAGUGUGUUUGUACAUUUUAAACUGUUUGAAAGUCUUUAUAAUCUAUAUAUCAUUCAAGUUGAUUAUUUUAAGUAUCACCAAGUUAUACCUGUCCUCCUUUGGAUAAUUACUUAAACUAUAACAAAUAAUGAUCACUCCCCUUUCUGCUGGACAUCAAAAACAUAUUUUUUCCUGGUGCUUGUAGAUUUUUCUUGGUAUUGUCAGAUUUAAAGAUCUUGCUCAGUUGCUAUCGUGAUUAUGUACUUUGGAAAAUGCUUUUUGUUUUUGUAGAUUUAAAACUGUUGUCAUACAAUUUUUAACAUUUCGAAGCAAUUGCAAGCAUAUAUUUGAAUAGAGACUUUUUUUUAAAUAGCAGCUGAAUAUGAUGGUAGAUGGUAAGAGGUGUACAUAUUUCAAAUUUUCCAACCAGUUUACUUCUAGAACAUUUAGGUAAUAAGGUGAGAUUUAAUGAACAAUUGUAUAUAUUAAGAACUAUAGGCAUUAGUACAGGGGUCAAAAACCAAAGAAGACAGAAAUUGUGAGGAACUUAUAAUGAGAAAAUAAGACAAAUUUGAAGCACAGAAUGGUAGAAAGCAAUAAAGAGCAAAACUGAAUUAAUGGAGGAGGCAACUUCAUCAGUCAGGAAUCUAACAGGCCAUAUCAUCACAACUUUUUGUCAAAAAAUGUCCUGUACAAGGUUUCCAUCACUCCUAAUCUGCCAUCAUUGGAGAUUUAGAGAGGAACCAAAUCGGGAUCUGACACAGUCAGCCUAGAUAUUUCAAGUAUACUUUACUAUGUGUUUUUUAUAUUCUUCCAUGGUUUCUUAGGUGUCAGAAGCAAGUAUGUGAUUUGUUUCCCAUCCUUAAUUACACUUGGACUGAGUGGCUUGUUAGGCCAUUCUGAGGAAUAGUUAACCAUACCUCAAUGUAUGCCUGGAGUAACACAUAGACCAGACCAGGGAAGGGUGGUAGAUUUCCUUCCUUAAAGGGCGUUAAUGAACCAGAAUUUUUUUACAGCAAUUGGCAAUGGUUAUACAGUCAACAUUAGACUAGCUUUCAAUUCCAGAUUUUAAAAAAGUCCACCAAUAGCCACUAAUAAUAAAAACUGAAAGCACAACGAAUGCUGUAAAUCAGAAAGAGAAAUAGAAAUUGCUGGAAAACUCAGCUGGUCUGGCAGUAUCUGUGGAGAGAAAUCAGAGUUAAAAUUUUUGUGUCGGGUGACCCUUCCCCAGGACCAUCAGCGAAAAAAAUGUAGACUUCCUCUUGGCACUUAAUAUACUGAGAUAGAGAACUGUUAUUUGACAAAAAUGUAUUUAAUACAAAUGCAAAGCUUCUCAGCAAGACAGUAGUGCAGCACAGUCUUGUAGAGGAACAGGACAAUUCAAACAAAAGCUUCACAUUUAACUGUGCAUAUAUCUGUCACCAUUAUUUCUACCAUACUGUUACAGCUUUCAAUUAACUACUGCACAAAGUAAUCACCCUUCAAUUAUAUUUCUUUUACAUAAAAUAAUUAUAAGGUCAAUUUUCCUACAUUUUACUGAUGAAAAAAUGCUCACUUUCCUGAAUAAAAAUGUCAGGGCAGAGUCGUGGAUUUGAAUUAUUUGGUCAACAUGUUUUUGAUCAUUUCUAAGGGUUCCCUGGGGGCAGGCCAAAGAUUUAUUCAGAGAUAGAUUUCAAGUGAAGAUAAAAGAAUAGAUAUAACUGUAAAGAGAUCUGCAAAGCAGAAGUAGUUUCUCACUUCAGCUUCAGUACUUGCAGGAGAUCUUUAUCGGCAACUUGCUGAUCUGUGCUUGUCACAAAAAAAGCAGUUCCAUAACCAUCCACUUUGUAGCCAAGACAGGAAGUCAGACCACUUCUUGUUUUAAAAGACUAUGCCUUCAAUCCAUUGCUGCGUUAUUUCUGUUCCUUUUGAAGUCAAGUUUUGAUGGGUGAUCAAACUGAUAUCAUACAUCAUACACUAUCAUUAAAAGUAAAAAUUAGCCCAUUUUUAAAAUUUUCAUUUGUUGCUUUGAAAUUGUUAGUGCAACAAAAUAAUGUCUCUAUUUCAAUCUAAUUGUGAUUUUUUUAAUGCAGACUUUGUUUAGUCUGUAAUGAUUAAUCCUGCCUAUUGAUCUCAGUCAAAUUUUAUGCAAUGCUAUUUUCCUGGCAGUGCUACUGGUGUAUAUUAUUAUUUUUAUGAUCAUGUGCACACUGUAACUUAUUGGUAGACUUUGAAGUUGUAAGUAUGAAGUGCAAAACAUGGCAUCCUCUGCUCAGUAUACCAAAGUAAUCCACAUGGUGUUUACAUUCAGGUUUCAGAUUGUGUUGCACGUAGUGCAAAAAGAAAUCUUUCACCUCUGCCCCAAGGGUGUAUAUAUUGUCUGGAGGUGGGCAUAUCAGAAUGCAGUAUAUCAAAGGAAGGAGAAUAAAUGUACCUUGUGCAUUGCCAUUUUCAUUCUAGCUUUAAAACAGUGAUGUCUAUCUUGGAUGAAGGCUCGGCAAGUAAAAUAAUUUUCUUUGCCCCUCAACUCUUAAGCGAAUGAUUUUAAUUGCAAUCUUCCUCUGAAUCGCUACGCUGGUGAAAUGACGUAGUGUUGCCAUAAAUAUUAGACUGCUUGUUAUCACUUUAUACCAAAUGUAUAUAAAUGUUAGUUUAAAUUUAAGAGAUGUUUAACUUCAAGGACCAAUAACACUGUUUAAUUCAAAAUGUAAGGCAGGGAAUUUCCUUGGAUCUGCCUUGAUUUCUGCUAUUUUUGUAUAAACCAACUUUAGACAUUUUGUAUGCAAUGGGGCAGGAAACAGCUCUGAGAAAAAUGCCAAGCUACAUCCAUUGUUUAACUUCCAAGGGUGAAGUGCUUUCUGUCAAUAAAAUGACUUAAGGAUGUUUGCAUGAAUGUAGAAUGGGAAAAUCUUUUUACUUGUGCUGAUUCUUUUUUAAUAAAAAUCAUAAUAUAA